Messenger RNA from Acanthosepion pharaonis, 588 nucleotides. The record is from the annotation of a GenBank genome assembly. NCBI's taxonomy places the organism in Eukaryota, Metazoa, Mollusca, Cephalopoda, Sepiida, Sepiidae.
AUGUUACUCCUUCGAGAAAAUGCAAUAUCGCCGCUCAGCACGAUUCAAAAAUCGGACACUGAGAUAAGAAUUCAUCUGUAUUUAUUUCUGUCUGUCUGUCUAUCUAUCUCCAUCUGUUUAUAUCUAUCUAUCUAUCUUUUUCGGUCCUUCCUUCUUUCCUUCCUAUCUAUCUAUCUAUCUAUCUAUCUAUCUAUCUAUCUUUUACAGAUCUUCCGAUCUAUCUAUCUAUUCAAUCUAUCUAUCUAUCUAUCUAUCUUUUACGGUACUUCUUAUCUUUCUAUCUGUCUAUCUAUUAAUUUUUCAGCCUUUCCUUUCCUAUCUAUCUAUCUAUCUAUCUAUCUAUCUAUUUUUUCAGGCCUUCCUUUCCUCUCUCUCUCUCUCUCUUCUCUCUAUGUAAACUCAUCCACAAUGAAAUCUAUCUAUCUAUUUAUAAUUGUUCAGAUUUUUUCUAUCUUCAUCUAUCUAUAUCUAUCUUUCUAUCUUCUAUCUCAGUCGAUUAAUAUCUAUCUCUCUGUCUUUUUUUAUCUAUCUCAAAUUUUUAUAUCUAUCUUCUAUUUAAAAUUUAAUUUAGUCUAUCUAUCUAUCUAA